Messenger RNA from Lolium perenne, 3865 nucleotides. RefSeq names its product LRR receptor-like serine/threonine-protein kinase RPK2. The record is from RefSeq and is a predicted model, not a curated record. Gene Ontology annotation, biological process: protein phosphorylation. Lineage: Eukaryota; Viridiplantae; Streptophyta; Magnoliopsida; Poales; Poaceae. Gene Ontology annotation, molecular function: ATP binding; protein binding; protein kinase activity.
AAAGGAGAAGAGGACCAACAGUCCAACACCAACCAAAGAAACAAAACAAAGAGGAGGAGGAGAGCUGCAGACAAGCGAGAGAAGGCAAAUUGCUGGUGUCCCCUCCGAGUUUCCCGAUAUCGCGUCCGGGCUCUCCCUUCUUCCCCAUGUGAGUUUCUCCUCCUCGUCGGUCGUCGCCUGCACAGCACCAACCAGACGCGGAGCCGCCUCCUCCUGCCGUCCCCACGCCCGGGCCGUCGCCUUCGGAUAUGGUGGCCGCUCGCCGGAGCACCGCCGCCGCCAUCCUGCUGCUGCUGCUGCCCCUGCUCGCUGUCUGCGCCUCUUCUUCCUCUUCGUCGUCGCACCGUGGCCAAGAACAGGACAGAUCGGCGCUUCUCCAGCUCAAGAACGCCCUCCCCUCCGCCGAGCUGCUCCGCCGAUGGUCUGCGCACUCCAUCGGCACAGACCACUGCUCCUGGCCGGGGGUCACCUGCGAUGCAAAGUCCCGAGUCGUCGCCCUCCACGUGCCCCCCAGCCUCCCGCGCUCCCCACCCGGGAGCGGGAUCGCCGGCGAGCUGCCCUCGUCGGUCGGGCGCCUCACCGAGCUGAAAGAGCUCUCCUUGCCCGCCCGCGGCCUUUUCGGCGAGAUCCCUGCUGAGAUCUGGGGGUUGGAGAAGCUGGAGGUGGUCAACCUCGCCGCGAACUCGCUCCAGGGCGCCCUCCCGCCCGCCUUCCCGCGGCGGCUGAGGGUGCUCAACCUCGCCUCCAACGCGCUCCACGGUGAGAUCCCAGCCUCCCUUUGCAGCUGCACGGACUUGGAAAGGCUGGAUCUUUCCGGCAACCAGCUCAACGGGACGGUGCCAGAAGUCCUUGGUGGGCUCCUCAGGUUGAAGCAGCUCGACCUGUCCCGGAACCUUCUCGCCGGAAGCAUCCCCUCUCGUCUGGGGAGUUGCGCACAGCUCCGCUCGUUGCGCCUGUUCUCCAAUUUGUUGGACGGUUCCAUUCCGCCAGAGAUUGGAAGGCUGAGUAAGCUGCGGGUUUUGGAUGUAUCGGGUAACAGGUUGAGCGGCCUGGUGCCACUGGAGCUAGGGAAUUGCUCGGCUCUGUCGGUUUUAGUAUUGUCAAGCCAGUUUGAUGCAGUGAAAUCACACGAGUUCAAUCUGUUUGAGGGAGGGAUUCCGGGAACUGUGACAGCUCUGCCAAAGCUGAGGCUGUUAUGGGCGCCGAAGGUGGGUCUGAAUGGCAACCUCCCAAGCAAUUGGGGAAGCUGUCAUAGUUUGGAAAUGGUUAAUCUUGCAGAUAAUUUACUUUCUGGAGUAAUUCCUAGGGAGCUAGGGCAGUGUACAAACCUCAAGUUGCUCAACCUCAGCUCCAAUAGAUUGUCUGGUUCGCUUGAUAAAGAUCUUUAUCCGCAUUGUAUGGAUGUGUUUGAUGUCAGCGGCAAUGAACUGUCAGGCUCAAUUCCAGCAUCUGCGAACAAAGGUUGUUCAUCUCAGCUUUUGUUGGAUGGAAUGUCAUCUGCUUAUUCUUCACUCUUCCUAUCCCAAGCUAUAGCAGAACUAUCAUUGGGGUACUGUGACUCUGGAGAGUGUUCAGUUGUAUACCACAAUUUUGCGAAGAACAAUUUUGAUGGCUGUCUUACAUCCUUGCCUCUUAGCGCAGACAGAUAUGGACACAGGGCCAUGUAUACACUUACUCUUGAUCACAAUAAAUUCACUGGAUCAUUGGAUACAAUUCUGUUGGAACAGUGUAGUAACUUCUAUGGUUUGAUUGCCAGUUUCCGAGAUAACAAGAUAUCUGGUGAGCUCACAGAAGAAAUCAGCACAAAAUGCCAUGCCAUCCGAGUUUUGGUUCUAGCCCAGAAUCAGAUUUCAGGAGUGCUGCCUGCUAACAUUGGUUUGAUGGCUUCUCUUGUAAAGAUGGACAUCAGCAAAAAUUUGCUGGUUGGUCAAAUACCUGCCGGUUUCAAAGACCUCAAGAACUUGAAGUUUCUCUCAUUAGCUGAGAAUAAUAUCAGUGGUCACAUACCGUCCUUUUUGGGUCAGUUGAGAUCACUGGAGGUGUUAGAUCUCUCAUCUAAUUCUCUGUCUGGAAACAUUGGCGAUCUUAACCCUUCAGCAUCACUGACAGUCUUUAACAUUUCAUUCAAUAACUUGGCUUGGCCGUUGCCUUCAAAUGUACGAGCACUCAGUGAGACAGAUGGUACUCCAGAAGCUGAUAAUCAAUCCAACGAUAGCGGUGGUUUCACCAAAAUAGAGAUAGCAUCAAUAACCUCAGCAUCAGCUAUUGUUGCAGUUCUGUUGGCACUGAUCAUUCUUUACAUUUACACUCGAAAAUGUGCAUCAAGACCAUCAAGGCGGUCUCUUAGGAGAAGGGAAGUGACUGUUUUUGUGGAUAUUGGUGCUCCUUUGACAUAUGAGACCGUCGUACGCGCUGCUGGCAGUUUUAAUGCAAGCAAUUGCAUCGGAAGUGGUGGCUUUGGAGCAACAUACAAAGCUGAGAUUGCACCAGGCAUUCUGGUGGCAAUAAAGAGGCUCGCUAUUGGAAGGUUCCAAGGUAUUCAGCAGUUCCAAGCAGAAGUGAAAACUCUCGGGAGGUGUCGCCAUGAUAAUCUUGUAACACUCGUAGGGUACCACCUUAGUGAUUCAGAGAUGUUUCUAAUAUAUAAUUUUCUGCCCGGUGGUAACUUGGAGAGGUUCAUACAAGAAAGGACAAAGAGACCAAUUGACUGGAGAAUGCUUCACAAAAUUGCUCUAGAUGUUGCACGUGCACUUGCAUACCUUCAUGAUAAUUGUGUCCCACGUAUUCUGCAUCGGGAUGUGAAACCAAGCAACAUCUUGCUCGACAAUGAGUACACUGCAUACCUCUCUGAUUUUGGAUUGGCAAGACUACUUGGGAACUCGGAAACUCAUGCAACCACUGGUGUCGCGGGUACUUUUGGAUAUGUUGCUCCAGAGUAUGCGAUGACUUGCCGUGUUUCUGAUAAGGCUGAUGUGUAUAGCUAUGGAGUUGUACUGCUUGAACUUAUUUCAGACAAGAAGGCACUGGACCCUUCUUUUUCUCCAUAUGGGAAUGGAUUCAACAUAGUUGCCUGGGCUUGCAUGCUUCUGCAGAAGGGCCGAGCUCGUGAGUUCUUCAUAGAAGGGCUGUGGGAUCUGGCUCCGCAUGAUGACUUGGUUGAGAUCCUACACCUUGGUAUCAAGUGCACGGUUGAUUCUCUUUCUUCUAGGCCCACAAUGAAGCAAGUUGUUCGGCGACUAAAGGAACUCAGACCUCCGUCUUACUAGAAAUUGCAAUUCUGCUAUGACAUGUCUCAAGAAAGAGAGUAAGAAAGCAAUGGUAGCAUUUGGAGGGAUGAAUUCGUUGACCCUGAUCAGAUGAUUUGCUAUUACAGCUGUUGAGCAUUCUGAUUGACCAAAUUAGUGGUCACGGUAUCCACAUGUCAUUCUCGCGGGGUCAUGCAAUCUUCGCCCAGUGCCAAGUACAAUGAUUGGGUUAUGGCACGGCAAUAUUGGAACCACUGAAUGCCUGUCUGACUGAGGAAGUUCUGCGUGCCUAACAUGACCUCAUUACUGAUAUCGAUUCGUGUAUCAAGAUAGCAUGUCAGAGUGCAUAAGACUUGGUCAAUGGCUCCUCCUUGGGACGAGGAGACAGAUACUAAGAAAACAUAAUUUGACAGGAAGAUCAUGUGAGAUGAUGUGAAGCUCAUCAUUCUGCACGGUGGUGGUUCAGAGUAGCGAUUUUCUCUAAUCGCCAGUUGGUUGACUUGGCCUUUGUAAAUAUAUGGGUUCGUACUCUUUGGCUCUUUGCAACUGACUGAUAAUUGGAAAGAUGUUAUACUAGUAUAUAUGAAUGAGAAUGAAUGGCCACAAAAGCGUGUUUUUGA